AUGGACGGCGAAAAAAGUACUGUUAUUGUUAAGAAAAUUAAGAAAAAUACAAAGCAGAUACUUCAGGAUCCAAGAAAUGCCAACUUGCUUUUGGAUUUAUUAAAUUAUAGCCAGAGCAAGAAUGCUGAUGUUGUUUGUGCAAGCUGUCGGUCACUGGUGGCAGUCUUUAGUCAUUUCAUCUCUGCCGACUGCUUCAUUAAUAUUGGACAACACACAGUUGCUGAAGCUGACUUGAGUAAAGAAGAUCAGUUUUCCUCCUGGAUGAGAGAGCAGUUUAUCACAGCCUGUGAUGUGAUGUCUGACCAUUUGUGCCGUGAAUCUGCUCAGAUUCAGACAACUGCAUUUACAUCUCUUGUUGCGCUGCUGCAAGUACUGGAUAAGAAGUGUCCACAGGACCUUAGUGACAAGUUGAUCGAGAGCAUCAUGUCAUGUCUUUUAAACGAUGAAUAUGACCAGAUGGGGCUUAUCAAGCUUCUGCCUUCAAUGCUGACUGCAUGGUCAGACAAAUUACGCAUGUGUUCUGUGUGCUUGUCACAUCUGAGGAAAAAACUCAAGAAUAUAAAUCAGGCUGCUGCAGACACUGGGUUGUUGAACUGUUGGCGAACAAUCAGGCAGCUUGCUAGUCAUGAUCUAGAUGAGAAAUUAAAGGGACAACUUACAGGAGUGGUUUGUGAAUUUCUGAAGCAUAAGAUGCCUGCAAGAUUGUACCGAGAGAUUCUCACUGGCAUCUCCUCUGUAAUGGACAAAAUGUCAAAUCCUCUGCGACUUGCUGACUUCCUCUCUGAGUCUUUUAACAUUGGUGGUGCUGUUAGUUUGAUGAGCUUGCAUGGGCUGUUCCUGCUUAUGCACAAAUAUAAUCUGGACUAUCCAGAUUUUUAUGCCAAACUCUACUCAAUGUUUGAGCCUCAGGUGUUUGGCGCGAAAUAUAGAGCCAGGUUUUUCUACCUGGCGGAUACUUUUCUGACGUCUACCCACCUCCCUGCAUACGUAGUGGCAGCAUUUGCCAAGCGGUUGUCCAGGCUUUGUCUGCAUGCGCCAGCAUCUGGGAGUCACAUCGCCAUCCCGUUUAUUUCAAACCUAAUCAGCCGGCAUCCUACUUGUGAAGUCUUGCUGCAUCGGACACAGGGACCAACAGAACUAGACACAGAUCCAUUCCUGGCAGAUGAAACAGAUCUGUCACAAUGCAGAGCCCUUGACAGCUGUUUGUGGGAACUCCAGACGCUAGAGCACCAUUACGAUCCAAGCCUGUCAGUUAAGGCCCAGAAAAGACGUAUUGCCGAGAAUGAUUUGUCUCCUCUUCUGGAAAACACUUCAAGUGAUAUCAUAGCUUCAGAGGCCAAAAAAAUCAAGAAGGAGAUUCCAGUCACGUUCCAAAGGCCCCGCAGAGUCGAUUUUUAUUUAUAG
This is a messenger RNA of Candidula unifasciata, 1404 nucleotides long. The record is from the annotation of a GenBank genome assembly. NCBI's taxonomy places the organism in Eukaryota, Metazoa, Mollusca, Gastropoda, Stylommatophora, Geomitridae.